CGUCGCCACCUGACACUUGUAAACAAUGGCGGUGACAGUACGGUCAGCUGUUGGGGUCCUUCUUCCCAUAUUUUUGAUAGGUAUUUUCGCCAGACUGCCUCUGGUUACCUGUGAAAAUAACCAGCUUGAAGUCAUGCAGGAACAAGAAUUGAGACAGUUUAUUGCAGACGAGGACUACGUGGUGGUUCUGUUCAGUAAUGCUGGCGACUGCACAGGAAGGUGUGAGGAACUGGAAGAUACCCUUACCUCCAUCAGGGAAGAUGUAGUAGAGGCACUUAAUGCUUGGGUGGUACGCACUCAUUCUCCAACCCUCUCCACUGAAUAUGGUCUCAACACAAAGAAAACAGGUGACAUAAUAUUUGUGAGGAAAGGUGUUCCACUCCUGUACAGCGGCCCUGCAGAUGAUGAUGAGUACUUGCUGCACUACCUCAUCACCAACCCAGAGUCCUCCAUUCACACCCUGACUGAUGUCAAUUUUGAGCACCUGACUCAGGCUGCAACUGGAGCCACAACGGGAGACUGGCUGGUUAUGUUUGUUCGGGCAGACUGUGAUUCAUGUGUCCAGCUGCAAUCUACAGUUGAAGCUGUCGCUGCUGUGCUGAAGAACAAGAAAAAUGUGGCAGUAGUUGACCGUGAUGACCAAGGAGGCCAAACCACACGCAGGUUUGGAGUGAAGACAUUCCCCUCAUUCAUACUGUUCCGGCAAGGUCGCCUGUACCGCUACAUGCUGCCAGCAGUGGAUGCUACCACUCUGAUACACUUUGCCUCCGAUGGCUUCAGAAAUGCUCGGGCAGAGAGUAUUCCUCAUCCCAAGACACCUUUUGAUGAUUUUACUGAAUGGUGUGCUGACUGGCUGCGAGAAAACCCAGAGAAAGCCUAUCUGGGAGUGGGGAUCCUGGCCGUGUUGGUUGCAGGAGCAGUGUUCUGCUGCGUGCGGUCUUCAAGACAAGCUGCUGCCGCAGCAAACAAAAAGGCAAACAAGAAGAAAAAGUAAUUGAGAGAAGUAUGUAUUUGACAAGCCAGGGAUUAGUAGCACUAAGAUGUUAUUUAUUGUGAUAUGAAGUGAAUGAUGUUACUGGAUGUCCACGGUGUCAAUCUAUGAGUACAUGGCAGAUUGUUGUAUGGAAAGGAGCCCUUUGUACUUUUUUACAAGUAGAUCAGCUGUGAUCGUCAGAUUUUAGACAAAUGUGGAAGUCACUGUAAUGCACAUUUUGAUACAUAAACAUUUCAUUUGUGAUGAGUUCAUAUAUAGUUUUUGUGUGUGUCAUAUACAUAUGGAGAAAGGAAGCCACAUAUUGAUAUUCUGAUGCAUGUAUUCAUUUUUUACCCCUUACCAUUUCAAAGCAUUUAAUUUCAAUGAAGCCUUAAUGUAAAGAGAAUGCAUCUUAUAAUAUAACAUGCUGUACAAAUAGUGUUGGCCUUCAUGUUGUCUUUUCAUUUAUAUGCUUGAGAAUGAAUGAUACUUUUAUCCAGUUCACAAUAUUAACUGACAGGUUUUCUCACCAAAUUAGUCUUUUAUUCAGCAUCAACCACAGCUAAAUAACAGUCAGUAGUUUUCAUUGUGUAAUCACCUGACAAAUGCAUAAACAGUGCUGGUCUCUGGCAACAAAACUCUGUAUUAAUUCUUGUCUGAUAUUGAGAAAAUAACCAAAUUAACUAAUGGAGUAAAUAUCCUGCACUAGUAAUGUAUAUAAAGUCUGCAUUUAUUAUUGCUUAUAACUCAAUAUAUUAAAUGGAAUGGAUAUAAUUAUAGAAAAGAAAAGGUUGGCCUCCUUUCCAGAAAUGAAUAGAUUAAAGACACGGCUGGGCACAAUAACAAAAAAAUUUACCUUGAGAACUGAUUAGUUAAUAACAAAAACCUUAUUGGUGAUAGCCAAUAGUCAAUAACUGGCAAUAAAUUUGUUGCCUAAAAAUCAAUAACUGUUAAAUCUCAUUAUUAUUUAUUUGCCUCUUAUCAAUGUGUGCUCAGACAGGUUUGCCCAUCAGUCAUGCAGUCUCUCUCUCUCUCUCUCUCUCUCUCUCUCUCUCUCUCUCUCUCUCUCUCUCUCUCUUAAAGAUCAAUUUUCAUACAGUAAAAUACUUGUAUUGAUGUGUUUUUUUGGGGGGAAUUUUCACUUUCCUUUCAGGUGGAGGAAAUUAUUAAAAGUUCUAUUUUUUGUAAGGAAUAUAUGCAUUUCCCUAUCCAUGAUCUAUAUAACUCCUUUGGGACAAAUUAUAGUACUAAGAUAUCAUGCAGUUGAGGAAAAUGGCAACUGCACUAUCACCAAAAUAAAGACAUUGCCUGACA
This is a messenger RNA of Portunus trituberculatus (swimming crab), 2287 nucleotides long. RefSeq names its product protein disulfide-isomerase A4-like. Lineage: Eukaryota; Metazoa; Arthropoda; Malacostraca; Decapoda; Portunidae. The coding region runs from base 26 to 994 and encodes 322 amino acids. The record is from RefSeq and is a predicted model, not a curated record. The transcript is spliced from 6 exons.